Molecule: messenger RNA, 1076 nt
Organism: Nicotiana attenuata
Lineage: Eukaryota; Viridiplantae; Streptophyta; Magnoliopsida; Solanales; Solanaceae
Product: transcription termination factor MTEF1, chloroplastic
Exons: 1
Coding region: 52-933 (293 amino acids)
Biological process (GO): regulation of DNA-templated transcription
Molecular function (GO): double-stranded DNA binding
Source: RefSeq, a predicted model, not a curated record
UAAGAAUCAGUCAAACUAAAAUUUGCCAUUGUUGAAAUUCCCUUACGAAACAUGUCAUCUUUUCAUUCUUCUCUGUGCUUCUCUGUUCAGAAAUUACCAUCAGAGCAACAUAUGAGUCUUUUAUCAACAAAACCAAAAUCCAUUCUCCAAAAAAACCCACUCUAUCAACCAACUCACAAGAACAUUUCAUUGCAAUUCAAGGAGAAAAUCUUGUGCUUGGAAAUCAUGGGUGUUGAUUCAGGAAAAGCACUCUCUCAAAACCCUUGUCUCCACACAGCUUCUUUACACACUAUUCAUUCCAUCAUCACUUUCCUUCAGUCCAAAGGCCUUCACCAAAAGGACUUUGCAAGAAUCUUUGGCAUGUGCCCAAGAAUCUUGACAUCAGAUAUAAGAUGUGAACUCAAUCCAGUUUUCAACUUCCUCUCAAAAGACCUAAGAGUCCCUGAAAGUAACUUCAGAAGGGUCAUUAACAAAUGUCCAAGAUUACUAAUUUGCAGUGUCAAAGACCAGCUAAAACCAGCUUUGUUUUAUCUUCAAAGACUUGGGUUCAGAGAUUUGCAUCAUUUAGCUUAUCAGGAUCCAAUAUUACUGGUUUCCAGUGUAGAAAAUACGUUAAUACCCAAGCUGGAGUAUUUGGUAAGUCUAGGAUUUUCAAGAAAUGAAGCAGUGGAAAUGACUUUGAGGUGUCCAGGGCUCUUCACUUUCAGCAUUGACAACAAUUUCAAGCCUAAAUUUGAAUACUUUUCUCAAGAAAUGGGAGGUGAAUUGGAUGAAUUGAUGGAGUUUCCUCAGUAUUUUGCUUUUAGUUUGGAGAAGAGGAUAAAGCCAAGGCACAUUGAACUUGUACAGAGUGGAGUUUCAAUUCCAUUGUCUUUGAUGCUCAAGACUACUGAUGAAGAGUUCAAGGAGAUGAUAAGGCAACAAACUGGAUAAAUUAAUCUCAUCUCUCUGUAAAUCCUUAAUUUGCUAACAUAUUUCUUUAUAUUUUCUCAAACACCCUUGUUUAAUGUAAUGUAAAUUUGGCUAAUAAUUUUCAAUAGGGAAUGCAUAUGUGACUAGAGGAUCAUUUUCUGAUA